Molecule: messenger RNA, 1377 nt
Organism: Phragmites australis (common reed)
Lineage: Eukaryota; Viridiplantae; Streptophyta; Magnoliopsida; Poales; Poaceae
Exons: 1
Coding region: 304-1083 (259 amino acids)
Source: RefSeq, a predicted model, not a curated record
CCACUGUGCGCUGGUGCUACCAUCCACGCCGCGAACCCAAGCGGCAACCGAACCGAGACAUCGGGGAAGGAAAGGAAAGCAGGCGCUGGCACGCAGAAACCCCGCAAAAACUAGCCAUUUCUGCCCAAAUUCCGGUGUUCCAGCGGGGAGCGCACGCCCCCACCACUGGCUCCGGGAUUCAAAGCCCCGCACCGCUCCCCGGGCGCUUCGCUUCCCUUGCCUCGCCUUGACCGGGCUCGGGUGGGCGAGCGGCGAGGCGGGCUUGGUCGAGUUGGUUGGUUGGUUAGCGCGGGGGAGGAGGGGAUGGAGGGGAGGGUGCUGCGGCGCAGCGUGACGCUGGCUGACCAGCUCGCCGCGGUGGGGCCGGCGGUGGCGGUGGGCCCCGCAACCGCCGCGGGGUCGUGCAACCUUCGCGACCUGCUCAAGCUCCGCGACGAGGACGACCUCGCGGCCGGGCGCCGGGCGGCGGUCACGCUCGCUUCCGCCAUGGCCGCCGAGAGGCAGAUCUCGUUGCCGGCGUCGUCCUCCGCCGCCGCCGCCGCCGCCGCCGCGGCCCGCACCCUGUUCGACAUCAUCCGCGAUGACCAGCCUCCUAGCGCGGGCGCUGGGGCCGGUGACCCCCUCGUCCGCCGCGCGGUGCCCCUGCCCGCCCCGAGCACGACCUCCCCGCCGGCGUCGACCUCCGCUGAGGCCGCGGAUUCUUCUCCUCCUGCGGAUCCGCCGAGCCAGCUGCCCGCGGCGGAGGAGGAGGAGCAGGGGGAGAGGGUCUCCCUGAUGGCGCUGCUGGAGCAGACGGACAGGCAGUGGCGCGCCGGCGCCGGCGCCGGCACUGCCACGGCGCGCGAGGAGGAUUUCCCGGCGGCGGAGGCGCUGCUGGAGGUCGAGGACGACGCGGAGCCGGAGGCGGCGGGCAAAGGGGUGGUCGCCGGGUGCUGCUGCGUGUGCAUGGCGCGGGCCAAGGGCGCGGCCUUCAUCCCGUGCGGCCACACCUUCUGCCGCGCAUGCGCCCGCGAGCUCCUCGCCGGCCGCGGCCGCUGCCCGCUCUGCAACGCCGCCAUCGUCGACGUCCUCGACAUCUUCUGACCCCACACCCUCAGCUCGCCGCCGCCGGCGCUGCCGGCACCUCGUCCGGCGAAAUGCGGUCGCCGCGCGCGCAAAAACCGCCUCGGAUCGGCUAAUCGGGUGCGCCCGCGCCGCAACCGAGAUAGGAUUCAGACGCCAGACAUAGAUAGAUCUCUCCGCCCAUCUCUUCUCUGCCCAGCUCUUGUGUUAUUGUGAAAAGAUUAGAACUUGUUCGACUUUAAUUUGAGUGCCAUAUCAUCUGUUGCAACUUGCUGCAAGAGACGAACUCAACAUUUCGGUGUUGCGCUGCAUAUU